GCAUCGGCGGCGGCUGGAGGAUGAAGAAGGAGCAGGUGCUGCACUGUCAGUUCUCCGCGUGGUACCCACUCUUCCGAAAUAUCACCAUCAAGAGUGUCAUUCUUCCACUUCCUCAGAAUGUGAAGGAUUAUUUACUUGAUGAUGGAACUCUGGUGGUUUCAGGAAGGGAAGAUCCUCCAACAUGUUCUCAGCCAGACAGUGAUGAUGAGGCAGAAGAAAUACAGUGGUCAGAUGAUGAGAACACAGCCACACUAACGGCACCGGAAUUUCCUGAGUUCACCACGACAGUCCAAGAAGCUAUCAAUUCCCUUGGCGGCAGUGUAUUUCCUAAGCUUAACUGGAGUGCCCCAAGGGAUGCAUACUGGAUAGCAAUGAAUAGUUCUCUGAAAUGUAACACCCUCAGCGACAUCUUUCUACUGUUCAAGAGUUCUGAUUUCAUCACUCGUGACUUCACUCAACCAUUUAUCCAUUGUACUGAUGAUUCCCCAGAUCCUUGUAUGGAAUAUGAGCUUGUUCUUCGAAAAUGGUGUGAAUUAAUCCCUGGAGCUGAGUUCCGAUGUUUUGUCAAGGAAAACAAGCUUAUUGCUAUUUCUCAAAGGGAUUAUACACAAUACUAUGAUCAUAUUUCUAAACAAAAGGAGGAGAUUUGCAGAUGCGUACAAGACUUCUUCAAGAAACAUAUACAGUAUAAAUUCUUAGAUGAAGACUUUGUAUUCGAUAUAUAUAGAGACAGUAGGGGGAAGGUGUGGCUAAUCGAUUUUAAUCCAUUUGGUGAGGUAACAGAUUCACUACUGUUUACCUGGGAAGAACUGAUAUCUGAACGAAACUUAAAAGGUGAUUUUAGUGAAGGUGCUCUGGAGCAGGAUUCUCCAGCUUUCCGUUGUACAAACAGUGAAGCUACAGUCCAGCCAAGUCCCUAUCUAAGUUAUCGACUGCCCAAGGACUUUGUAGACCUCUCUACUGGAGAAGAUGCUCACAAACUCAUCGAUUUCCUUAAGCUGAAAAGAAAUCAGCAAGAGGAUGACUGAGUAGAGUGCUGGAGUUCAAGACCAAGUUAAGGAGGAAACCACCGCUCCUUCAGGAACUGUUCAUGGUUCACAGCUUCCUAGUAACCCAGUUGGGUGUGCGUGGGGUGGGCAACGUCGAAAUCAAUCGCUUUUUAUAUUCAUGUAUAUUAAACUGGGGAUAAAAAACAGGGACUUUGCUACUUGUAAAAAUAACAUAAUAAAUAGAACUUAAAUAUAGGAAACCA
This is a messenger RNA of Myotis davidii, 1252 nucleotides long. It is a transcript of the gene CDC123, whose product is annotated as cell division cycle 123. The record is from RefSeq and is a predicted model, not a curated record. Bases 21 to 1028 code for a protein of 335 amino acids. NCBI's taxonomy places the organism in Eukaryota, Metazoa, Chordata, Mammalia, Chiroptera, Vespertilionidae. The transcript is spliced from 13 exons. Gene Ontology annotation, cellular component: cytoplasm.